CGCGCGUGUGCCCGGGGGUGCGCGCCUGUGCGCGCCGGUGUGUGCAGGACCCGACCCGCGGCCCCAUUGUGUGUCCGCUCGCGGCGCCCGGGAACAUGUGGGUGAACCCCGAAGAGGUGCUGCUGGCUAACGCGCUGUGGAUCACCGAGAGGGCCAACCCCUACUUCAUCCUGCAGCGGAGGAAGGGGCACGCGGGCGAUGGAGGCGGCGGCGGCGGAUUAGCGGGCCUUCUCGUGGGUACCCUUGAUGUUGUGCUGGACUCCAGUGCCCGGGUGGCUCCUUACCGAAUCCUUUACCAGACUCCAGACUCUUUGGUCUAUUGGACCAUCGCCUGUGGCGGUUCCAGAAAAGAAAUCACCGAACACUGGGAAUGGCUUGAGCAGAAUCUACUGCAGACACUCUCCAUCUUUGAAAACGAGAAUGAUAUCACCACAUUUGUGAGAGGAAAAAUACAGGGCAUCAUUGCAGAGUAUAACAAGAUCAAUGAUGUGAAGGAAGAUGAUGACACGGAGAAGUUUAAGGAGGCCAUUGUGAAAUUCCACAGGCUGUUCGGGAUGCCCGAGGAAGAGAAGCUCGUCAACUAUUACUCUUGCAGCUACUGGAAGGGGAAGGUCCCCCGUCAGGGUUGGAUGUACCUCAGUAUUAACCACCUUUGCUUUUAUUCUUUCCUUAUGGGAAGGGAAGCCAAGCUGGUGAUCCGGUGGGUGGACAUCACACAGCUUGAGAAGAACGCCACGCUGCUUCUGCCUGAUGUGAUCAAAGUGAGCACGAGGUCCAGUGAACAUUUCUUCUCUGUAUUUCUCAACAUCAAUGAGACCUUCAAGUUAAUGGAGCAGCUCGCUAACAUAGCCAUGAGGCAACUCUUAGACAAUGAGGGAUUUGAACAGGACAGAUCCUUGCCCAAACUGAAAAAGAAGUCUCCUAAAAAAGUGUCGGCUCUAAAACGCGAUCUCGACGCCAGGGCAAAGAGUGAGAGAUACCGUGCACUUUUCCGGCUGCCCAAAGAUGAAAAACUAGACGGCCACACAGACUGCACUCUCUGGACUCCAUUCAACAAAAUGCACAUUUUGGGGCAGAUGUUUGUGUCCACGAAUUACAUCUGCUUUACCAGCAAGGGGGAGAACCUGUGUAGCCUCAUCAUCCCACUCCGUGAGGUGACGAUUGUGGAAAAGGCAGACAGCUCCAGCGUACUCCCCAGUCCUUUAUCCAUCAGCACCAGGAACAGGAUGACCUUCCUAUUUGCCAAUUUGAAAGAUAGAGACUUUCUGGUGCAGAGGAUCUCCGAUUUCCUGCAACAGACAACCUCCAAGAUAUACUCGGACAAGGAGUUUGCAGGCAGCUGUAACAGUUCAGAUGAUGAGGUAUAUUCUCGGCCCAGCAGCCUCGUCUCCUCCAGCCCCCAGAGAAGCACGAGCUCCGAUGCCGAUGGAGAGCGCCAAUUUAACCUGAAUGGCAACAGCGUUCCCACAGCCACACAGACCCUGAUGACCAUGUAUCGGCGGCGGUCUCCGGAGGAAUUCAACCCGAAAUUGGCCAAAGAGUUUUUGAAGGAGCAAGCUUGGAAGAUUCACUUUGCUGAGUAUGGGCAAGGGAUCUGCAUGUACCGCACAGAGAAAACACGAGAGCUGGUGUUGAAGGGCAUCCCGGAGAGCAUGCGGGGGGAGCUCUGGCUGCUGCUGUCAGGUGCCAUCAAUGAGAAGGCCACACAUCCUGGGUACUAUGAAGAUCUAGUGGAGAAGUCCAUGGGGAAGUAUAAUCUGGCCACAGAGGAGAUUGAGAGGGAUUUACACCGCUCCCUUCCAGAACACCCAGCUUUCCAGAAUGAAAUGGGCAUUGCUGCUCUAAGGAGAGUCUUAACAGCUUAUGCUUUUCGAAAUCCUAACAUAGGAUAUUGCCAGGCCAUGAAUAUUGUCACAUCCGUACUGCUGCUUUAUGCCAAAGAGGAGGAAGCCUUCUGGCUGCUGGUGGCUCUGUGUGAGCGCAUGCUUCCUGAUUACUACAACACCAGAGUUGUUGGUGCACUGGUGGACCAGGGUGUCUUCGAGGAACUAGCACGAGACUAUGUCCCCCAGCUGUACGACUGCAUGCAGGACCUGGGCGUGAUUUCUACCAUCUCCCUGUCUUGGUUCCUCACGCUGUUUCUCAGCGUGAUGCCCUUUGAGAGUGCAGUUGUGGUCGUGGACUGUUUCUUCUAUGAAGGAAUCAAGGUGAUAUUCCAGUUGGCCCUGGCUGUGCUGGAUGCAAAUGUGGACAAACUGUUGAGCUGCAAGGAUGACGGGGAGGCCAUGACUGUUUUGGGAAGGUAUUUAGACAGUGUGACCAAUAAAGACAGCACCCUGCCUCCCAUCCCUCACCUCCACUCCCUGCUCAGUGAUGACGUGGAGCCCUACCCUGAGGUAGACAUCUUCAGACUCAUCAGAACGUCUUAUGAGAAAUUUGGAACCAUCCGGGCAGAUUUGAUUGAGCAGAUGAGAUUCAAACAGAGACUGAAGGUGAUCCAGACACUGGAGGAUACUACAAAACGGAACGUGGUCCGAACAAUUGUGACAGAAACUUCCUUUACCAUUGAUGAGCUAGAAGAACUUUAUGCUCUUUUCAAGGCAGAGCAUCUCACCAGCUGCUACUGGGGCGGGAGCAGCAAUGCGCUGGACCGGCACGACCCCAGCCUGCCUUACCUCGAACAGUAUCGCAUUGACUUUGAGCAGUUCAAGGGGAUGUUUGCUCUCCUCUUUCCCUGGGCCUGUGGAACUCACUCGGAAGUGCUGGCCUCCCGCUUGUUUCAGUUAUUAGAUGAAAAUGGAGACUCUCUGAUAAACUUCCGAGAGUUUGUCUCUGGGCUAAGUGCUGCGUGCCACGGGGACCUCACAGAGAAACUCAAACUCCUAUACAAAAUGCACGUCUUGCCCGAGCCAUCCUCUGAUCAAGACGAGCCAGAUUCUGCUUUUGAAGCAACUCAAUACUUCUUUGAAGAUAUCACCCCAGAAUGUACACACGUGGUUGGGUUGGAUAGCAGAAGGAAGCACGGUGCAGAUGACGGCUUUGUUACAGUGAGUCUCCAACCCGACAGAGGGAAGAGGGCAAAUUCUCAAGAAAAUCGUAAUUAUCUGAGACUCUGGACUCCAGAAAAUAAAUCUAAAUCAAAGAACGCAAAGGAUUUACCCAAAUUGAAUCAGGUAGGUGUUUAACAUUUCAGUUCAUUCAUUUCGAACGUUGAAGCUCUGUUUUCCAGUCACAGAAAAAUGUAGCGUUAAGUCCCCCUCAAAGAGAAUGGUAAC
Molecule: messenger RNA, 3275 nt
Organism: Leptonychotes weddellii (Weddell seal)
Lineage: Eukaryota; Metazoa; Chordata; Mammalia; Carnivora; Phocidae
Source: RefSeq, a predicted model, not a curated record